UCCCUUUCAUUAAAGUGAUACAAUCUCAUCUCUUGGUAGGAAACUGUCACUGAUUGGUCAAGUCUAUUCAUGACCAGAACAGACAGCUAAGCAACACCAACAGACGUGUAACAGGCAGCCCAUUAAGAUAUACACUCGUAUAACCUGGAUCCGUAAUGAAAUGAUGGACACACCUUGGUCAGUGUUCGAACUGGAAUGAUGGAUGGGUCAUAAUUGACCAAAAGAAAACGGUGAUUAACAGUCCGACUCUACCCAAACUGAACAUUUGCCAUAUACCUGGUUGCCAAGGAUAAGAGUUGCUAUGGAAUGAAGCAUCUACUAGUGAUACGCUCCUUAUUGCUACAGAAACAUCUCUGGUUCCUCCGAUCACUGCCACUUAGCUGUGCCAGCCCCUUGAUAACACAAGUUCAGAAUCAAUGUGAUAACAUCUACCUCGGUCGUGACAGCCGUUAUUGGUUACUCUGGAGGCUGCGAGGAAGCAAACCUCUGUUGGACAUUUAGUCCUCUCGGAAACUGGUGUGUGCAGAACACGAUAGCGACGUGCUUGGGUUAUCGGAACGGAAAGUGGUACUAUUCUCCAGUGUCAGAUAGAAGUAGAGAUUGUCAACCCUGUACAGGAGGGAAAUACGAGGAUUUAUCACCAUCAUCAGAGGAUAUAUCAUCAUGAUGUAGCAGACAAUGUCACCAGCAGGCUCUGCGGGUUCUCCAGUGAGGCCGUACCUUAACGGGGCACAGGUAACAACAGAGUCACGAGGGAGCUGAUCGCUUGCUUGCUCGCUCUUGCUGCCUCGCCAGUUACUCGCACCACAGGCUGAGCUCUACAGGCUGAGCAGACGUCCACAGUACAGGUAUGUGCUCACGGUCAGUCGGGGUACAUGUGAUACACAUGCAGUGGAUUGUGGGAUACACCUGUCAGUGAGGAUACAUUCAUUACACAUUUCCGAUGUGACCGUGGUGUCCACCAGCCCUGUUUAACCUUUAUGAUGGGGAAGUCGCAGUCAAGAGCCAACCAUUAUGAUUAUUGAAAGGAAAACAAUGAAUAUUCUCUUCUAUCUGGGGAUUAUUGUGCCAACAAUCAUCACUGUCAUCUUAUUUGUGCUUUUUAUUGUGUGUUGGUAUCGUCUGAAAGCUCGACGGGAGGUCUUGCACAAGAAACACGACCCCCACGGCAAGAUGCGACAGCUGGGCGUGUCAAGGGUUCCUCCCCCUCCUCCCGUGUUCAUCCGACAGGAAUUCCAGCGCCUGUCUGUGAUCGGAGAGGAUAACGAUGCUUACCAAGUCAGUCGCAGCCCCUCCACAGAGCAGGAUCAUGGGGCACGUCCCGGACUGUACCACGCCCCGCAUGACAGCGGCUUGUCGGAACUCAGUGAGUUCCAGUGCAAGGACAGGCCUCACUCACAAGCAUCACAAGGAUCAACAGAUUCGGAGGAUUCCGGCUUCAGGAGUUCCCGUUCAGGACAAUACCAUCCUAGUGCAAAUAAUCAGCUUCAGGACAUUCCUUUGCUGAAGCCUAUCAAAUCCAACAAGGGUGCUCUAGAGACAGUGCGGCUUCCCCCUUCAGAUAAUGCUCACGCUCAGUCGCAGAUGCAGGCUUGUGCACGGCCGCUCAACUCAUCAACUAGGAACAUUAAUUCAUCAGCCAGACAUUUCAAUACAUCCGACAGAAAUCUCACUUGUGCAGUAAAAAAUCUCCAUUCUUCAAGGAAUCUGAAUUCUUCCUGUAGGACCAUGAACAAUUCUUCUUCCUUCAGUGGCAUGGAGCUCUCGCCGCAGAAGGUAAACUUGACAGACAUUAGCACCCACAUCAGUUGGAUGUACCUACAGAACUUAGCAACAUCGCCAACUGCAGCGCCACACGGUGGCGGAGGCAUCAACCCCACAGUCACCAUGGCCCAGGUCCACUGCAGCAGUGGCACAACGGGGGCUGGGGCAGUGGUAGAAUCUAAUGGAGAUUUAUUAGGGUAUUCUGUGGUAUGACUGGGAACAUUCCCAAACUGGAGAUAUUUACUGGAUUAGACACUAGUUGAUUCAAUCUCCUGUUGUGUGAUUUUGUGUGGAUAACUAGUCUCAGAACCAAUCUCAUUUCAUUCCAAUCUGCAGCAAGCAAAGCUGCAGAUUUACAGCUGAGUUCAACAAAAAACAAACAAAUAACAGUUUUUCUUAAAAAAUUGUUUAACUUGAGAUUUGCCUGGUGUUUCGAUGUUGGGAGGAUCAGCGAUGAUGGCAGAGACUCAUGAUGACUGCAGGAUUACACUACAUUCCUCCUACGACUCCAUUCCUCUAGUGCUACGUACAGACCAGCUGUCUCUGCAUCCUUGUACAUCAAAGAUAGACAACUCAUUCAGAUAAUUGUGGAAAUAGUCUACUGGACAAGCUUGUCCCCUUGUAAUUGUGUGUUUUAUAUGUGACUGUGUUUGUGCCCUCUGUGAUACCAUGGUAGCAGCCAUGUUGUUGGUGUGAGGCCAAUGUGCUUGUUUUCAUCGGACAAUGUGAGUGUGUUCGUUGAUGGCUGGGAGUAGUUGGAGUGUGUGGCAUGUUGACCGAUCCGGGAUGUUAUUGACAUGUGUGAAAGUUGAGGCGUGACAGGGUGCGUAUGGUGGGUGUGAUUUGGACAGAGAUUUGUAAACUGUGAAAACAUAGUUCUCAACAACGUCAAUGGCUUGUUGACUAAACCUGACAAAAUAAAAUAAUUUAUGUACUUUUCAAA
Molecule: messenger RNA, 2707 nt
Organism: Haliotis rufescens (red abalone)
Lineage: Eukaryota; Metazoa; Mollusca; Gastropoda; Lepetellida; Haliotidae
Exons: 3
Coding region: 1015-1977 (320 amino acids)
Source: RefSeq, a predicted model, not a curated record